GCGGCUCCGCCUCCCUCUCAGCACCGACCGACAGCAGAGCCAGUCCGCCCGCCACCCCGAAGCCCCUUCAGCUCGGGCUUGAACGCGUUUCCUCCUCCCUUAAUUCUCCACGAACCGGGCUCGGUACCGCGCUCUGCCAAGGCGAUCCGACCUCCACCGAACUAAACGCGCUCAUCACUUCGCCGGAAGCUCCGACAAAAGAGUCCAACUUUACAGGAGCAUCGGAGAAGUUUGUUUUUCUUUCUUUUUUUUUUUUUUUUUGUCCACAGUUUCUGGCCCCGUCGCGGGGGCAGGACAACAGAACCAGGCCAGCAACGGGUGGGGAGAAAGGCGACCGUACGAUGUGGAUCUGGUACCUUCUGCUUGGUUCGGGGUCAGGCUCCAGAACUGUUGAGAGCCAACUGCUUCCUGGGAAUAACCUCACUGCCGAGUGCAACAUUGCCGGGAACGUCAUGUGUGAAGAUGGAACGUGUGUCCCUAGCAGGUCGCACUGUGACAGAGCGCCCGACUGCUUUAAUGGGAGCAACGAGAGAGGCUGUGCUAAGGUCAAGCCAAAGUGUACUUCCACGUUCUUCGCCUGUGCUAAUGGUCUCCACUGCAUCAUCGGAAGGUUCCGCUGCAAUGGCUUCAGCGACUGUCCUGACGGGAGUGACGAAGAGAACUGCACGGGCAACCCACUAGUGUGCUCAGAGGCUCGCUUCAAGUGUCGAAACGGCCGUUGUGUAGACCAAAGUUUUAUCUGCAAUGGCCAAGACAACUGUAAGGACAACAGUGACGAGGAGCUCUGCGUUACCACAGCAGAAACCCCUGGCUUUGUGACGCUGGACCAUAGUCUGCGCUAUUACCCCAGCAUUACCUACGGUGUCAUCGGCAGCGCCAUCAUCUUUGUCCUGGUGGUGGCGCUGCUGGCGUUGGUCCUUCAUCACCAGAGGAAACGGAGCGCCCUGCUGCCCAGGAGCGUGAGGGGAAGCGCGCAUCACCACCAGCCCCUCCUGCUGUCCCGUCUGGUCAUCCUGGACCGGGGUCACGUUCAUGCCGGGGGUCCGGGUCUCUCCGCUGGCUCUAACAACUCUGCGGGCCAGUUCAGCUCAACUCCUCAGGUUUUGCACCUGCUGUCCAGGACCGUGUACCCCUCCUCAGUUUCCCUGGACUCGCCUCCUUCAUACUCAGAAUCAGUUCUGGAUGUCAGUCGACCGCCUUGGUUUGAUCUUCCUCCUCCGCCUUACCUCAAAGAUUGGGAACUUUCUUCAGAGGGAAAUCUUCCUGAAUACGACGGUCCACAGGAGGGUGUGAGUCACCCCACAGCUCCUGACUAUGCAUCCCUACAUCCCACAAUGGUGCUACUGGACUCGCAGACGGCUUCCAGUCCAAGAGAGGAGUCAGACUACCUGUAGCCCCCCCGUCAGGUAGACUGGUAGGACUUAGGAAAGACAAGCAGCUGGAUUCCCUGAUCUGGCUGUAGAGCUGUCUAAGACUAAAGGACAGUCAGAAGUAAAGACGUUUUGGAAGAGAUUCAGAAGCGUAAAUCAACCUUAACAGGGUCUCAAACUGGCCACCUUCACGUCAACUCACUGAAGCUCCAGGCCAGGCCAGCUCCUGUAGACUGACCCUGUGUGCUGGCUCCCUCUGCUGGCCUGGCAGAUUCAUUACAUGUUCGUGUGUGGCACUCGUCGGUUCAGUUUGUAUUCAUUUACUUCAGUUGAAUUGUGCCCUCCUUGAGGACAUGAUGUGUAUUAUACUUACCAGCGAAGGCUCCAGAGAAGAACACACUAAUCACCCUCUUUGUUGUAGUGCACUUCUGAUUAGCUAAGUGUAAAUGUUGAAGUACUUUAAAACAGUCCACAAUGUUUCUUCUGACAUUUGAAACGUGAUUUAAUUUGUUUUAGCCUAAAUUGUUACAUUUCCAGAUAUUAGAAAAGGAAACCAACAAAUUGUUUGUCAGUUCAUCAGAUGAACCGUCAUAUGAUACUAUGGUUGUAGAGACACUGAAAGAAACUAAUAGUCGCUUGUUUGAUAUAACAUUAAACAGAUCAGUUUAGGCUUUAUUCUAUUUAUUUAGUGUUUUCUAUUGUGUUUCAUCUUCUCAUUUGGUUAAUUACCAGAACAAUAUGUAAAGGACCAUUUAUGUUAUUAGACAAUAUUUCUUCUUGAUUUUCUGAAAUCAUUCCUAGUCAAAGCAGGAGAACAGAGAUUUUUGGAAAUUAUAACAGGCUUCAUAAGCAGUCUUGUGUGAAAGUUAUUUUCCAGGUCUAAACAAGAAUGUAAAAGGGGAAAUUGGGUUUGACAAAAAAAAA
Messenger RNA from Fundulus heteroclitus (mummichog), 2294 nucleotides. It is a transcript of the gene ldlrad3, whose product is annotated as low density lipoprotein receptor class A domain containing 3. The record is from RefSeq and is a predicted model, not a curated record. The transcript has 6 exons. NCBI's taxonomy places the organism in Eukaryota, Metazoa, Chordata, Actinopteri, Cyprinodontiformes, Fundulidae. Gene Ontology annotation, biological process: receptor-mediated endocytosis. Gene Ontology annotation, cellular component: plasma membrane. Bases 342 to 1394 code for a protein of 350 amino acids. Gene Ontology annotation, molecular function: protein binding.